GCGGCACAGGGCCCCAUGGACUUCUACGAGGCGCACCCCUCCGGAAAGGUGGAUUUCGGCAGUAAAAGACCCGUGUUGGUUCUUCAGAAUGACUCUCUCUACUCUCAGAGGCGUCCUUACACCAGCGAAGAUGAGGCCUGGAAAACUUUUCUUGAAAAUCCCCUUACAGCAGCUACCAAAGCUAUGAUGAGCAUCAAUGGUGAUGAAGACAGUGCAGCUGCCCUCGGACUGCUGUAUGAUUACUACAAGGUUCCAAGGGAGAGGAGAUCUUCUACAGCUAAACCAGAGGUAGAACAUCCUGAUCAAGAUCAUAGCAAAAGGAACAGCAUCCCAAAUGUGACAGAACAGUCGCUCAUUUCUGCUGGAGAAAACAGAGUCCAGGUUCUGAAAAAUGUACCUUUCAAUAUUGUCCUUCCACACACACCCCAGAUGGGAAUGGACAAGAGAGGCCACCUCACAACCCCUGACACAACAGUCACUGUUUCAAUUGCCACGAUGCCCACGCAUUCCAUCAAAACAGAGACGCAGCCCCAUGGCUUUGCAGUGGGCAUCCCACCAAGCGUCUACCACCCUGAGCCCCCCGAGCGGGUGGUGGUCUUCGACAGGAACCUCAAUCCUGACCAGUUCAGUUCCAACGCCCAGCCUCAGAACUCCCAGAGGCGAACACCAGACUCCACCUUCUCAGAGACUUUCAAGGAGGGCGUGCAAGAGGUUUUCUUUCCUACUGAACUGAAUCUCCGGAUGGCCAACAUGAAUUCAGAAGAUUAUGUUUUUGACAGCAUUUCUGGGAAUAACUUUGAGUACACCCUGGAAGCCUCCAAGUCCCUCCGACAGAAGCCUGGGGACAGCACGAUGACUUACCUGAAUAAAGGUCAAUUUUACCCAAUCACGCUGAAAGAAGUCAGCAGCAGUGAAGGAAUCCAUCACCCCAUCAGUAAAGUCCGAAGUGUCAUCAUGGUUGUGUUUGCUGAAGACAAAACAAGGGAAGAUCAGCUCAGGCACUGGAAAUACUGGCACUCAAGACAGCACACAGCCAAACAAAGAUGCAUUGACAUAGCUGACUACAAGGAGAGCUUCAACACCAUCAGUAACAUCGAGGAGAUUGCGUACAACGCCAUAUCCUUCACUUGGGACAUCAAUGAGGAAGCAAAGGUUUUCAUUUCUGUGAACUGCCUCAGCACGGAUUUCUCCUCUCAGAAGGGAGUUAAAGGCCUACCCCUGAAUCUUCAGAUUGACACCUACAGCUACAAUAACAGGAGUAACAAACCUGUCCACAGAGCCUACUGCCAGAUUAAAGUCUUCUGUGACAAGGGAGCAGAGAGGAAGAUCAGGGAUGAAGAGCGAAAGCAAAGCAAAAGAAAAGGCAAGUGCACUGACCCCAGCUCUCAGUUGAAUGCCUUUUCUGAUGUCAAAGUGCCAAUGCUUCCCUCACACAAACGUACCGACAUCACCAUCUUCAAGCCCUUCAUGGAUCUGGACACUCAGCCAGUCCUUUUCAUUCCUGAUGUUCACUUUGCAAAUCUUCAGCGCGGGGGGCACGUCCUUCCUGUUGCUUCGGAAGAACUGGAGGGUGAAAGCUCCAAUUUGAAGAGAGGAGCCUACAUCGGGGAAGAGGACUUUAUUGCUACUCCGAAUAAGAUGGCCAGAAUAGAAGAACCAAAAAGAGUGUUGCUGUAUGUCCGGAAAGAGUCAGAGGAAGUCUUUGAUGCACUAAUGUUAAAGACGCCGUCUCUGAAAGGGUUAAUGGAAGCGAUAUCUGACAAGUAUGAUGUUCCUUUCGAUAAAAUAGGAAAAAUCUUCAAAAAAUGUAAAAAAGGAAUUCUGGUCAACAUGGACGAUAACAUUGUGAAACACUAUUCUAAUGAAGAUACCUUCCAGUUGCAGAUUGAAGAAGUUGGAGGAUCUUACAAGCUCACUCUCACUGAGAUCUAAGAUCAUGGAUCCUCUGUGGAUUUUAAACAAAGGUCUCCAGUGAACAUUUUCCCAUAAUUUAGGAUGUUGGGCAAAACACUAAUCACCUUCUCCAGAAGAAAGCCAGGUGUUGACUUGUUCUGGGGAGCAGAGCAGUGUUUUGGCUUAAUACGUUUGUGUUUCUGUUCUUUCCAAGGAACAUUGUAAUGCUCAUGACCUUAUUUGCACUUGAAAUGAGCGAGCAAAGAUCAGUGAUUAAAUAGAGAGCGUGUAUAAAACAUUAGUAAAUACAGGAGUGGGGUUGAAAACCCCUGGAAGGUGGCCUUUUAGAGUGGUGAUCUCUUAUUUAUCUAUUCAGUAUCCACGUUUGAGCCCGUUAUCAGCUAAUACCAUUUUUAUUGGACUGUUUUCUGCUAGGUAGAGCUGCAAAACUACUAAUUGAUACUAGUAGGAAUUGUGUGCAGGUUGGAGAAAAGUCUUUAUAAUGUUUACUCUUGAACAGGGGCAGACUGUUGAAAUCACUUGUGUCAUUUGGGGGGAAUGUAAAACUGCCUUGCUUAUGAAGAACUCGCCUUAGUAACUGUGUGAACUCUCAUCAGAUGAAGCUAUAUUGUAUAUAAGUGCAAUAUAUUUUUGAAGGUUUGUAAAUGUGUACAUACAAGUGAUAUAUAAUAUAUAUAAAAUAUGGUGUUCUGUAUAUACCGUGAAUAUAUGCAAUGAAGCCCAUCUAAAAGGAUGCCAUAUACAGAGAAAACAGAUAUUUAACGUAACUAUUUAAAAACGGACAAACCCUUACUAUGCACCAAAGGUGAGCACACUUUUGUACGUUCACAGAAGGCACAAGAGACCUGCUUGUUUAACAUGGAUCUUCCUACAUGGAAGGAAAAAGGUUCUGGCUCUCUCCUAAACCCUCCUGCACAGCAAGGCGGCGGCAGCCCUGGCUUCCCUGAUGAACUGCCAAUUUGAGCCCAGAAAUGGCUGCGUGCUGCUGCCCUGGGAGGUCAUUUGGGCCAAGUCUGAGAGCUGGGUUCCAAGAAGGAGCCGAGCAGAUGCAGUUUCCUUGAAAUCUCACUUCUUGGGGGUCAGAAAGAAGGUCUCCUGGAGGGUGGAUUUUUUUUUUAAUUUUUUUUUUUUUGUAGCAGUGUACUUAAUGCUCGGCUGAACGCUGCCCACCGCAGCAGCUCAGGCUGGAUGAGCUCGUGGGUCAAAGACAGCUUGCAAGGUUAUAGGAUGUCAACAGCUGGAAGGGCACAGGCGAGGCUUUUAAGAGAGAGGAGGGCAGUGUCCUGGCUCAGCGGGGACUAAGGGCUGCAGUCAGGUUCAGCGUUCCUGGUGUGUGUACACCACCAGGCACUGAGCCUCCCCUGAGCUGGGGAGACCAGACAGAGGGGCAGCUGGUAGCAGGUGUCCUGAGCAUACCCCCAGCUGGGAGUGCCCCAACACCUCCAGAAAAUACUGCUCUGCAAUAGAUCGUACAGUAUUUACUCAUCACGUGCAUGUGCUUAUGAAGGAAAGGCACCCUUUAGUUAGUGGCGACUGAGAGAGGAACAUUUAAACAGCAGCACUUGGCUCUGAGGCAAAAACCUGCAUUAGAGGGUGAGGAGAAGAGCGUGAGUACCAGGUCCAGUGUCGCUCGGUGCUUUUGUUAGGGAGCUGGGUAAUGAAAGAGGUGUUUAUAACAUUUUCAGACAGCACAAAGCUGGGAAGAGCUGCAGGUGCGUCACCUGGGAUGCAAAGGUCAAUCUGGAGAGGCUGGAGAAAUAGUCCAGAAAUGUAGGAUGUGAUUCUACUUAAUGGUUAACGAUUCGACUGAAAGGUUAACGGAUCAUAACCGAAUGUUGCUCAGCGGUGUCAUGCUGCUGCCUGGAAGAGGGAUGUAAAUGCCAUGUUGAGUUGAUAAACAGGAGCACGACCUGCAAGAAAUUGGAGACCUGCCUUUUGCUCUACUUGGCAUGGCCAAGGCCUCCACUGGAGCGCUCUGCCCUGUGCCAAGCCUGGCCCUUCCAGCACAGCCUGGUCCUGUCUGGUGUGCCAGAGAGACCAGACCCCCAGGUCCUCCAGGCAGAGCUCAUGGCUUGUGAGGAGGAAGGGUUGGAUGAGUUGCCAGGUGAAGAGCCAUCUUCAGAAGAGAAGGUUGAGGGGAGCAGCCUCCCAGCACUGUUCUCCUGGUCCAUCGCAAGCGCAAUGGGAAGUAGUGGGUGUAAAUUGAAGAAAUUCAGGUUAGAUGUGGAGGUGGCUUUCCCGAGUGAGAAGAGCAGGUUGCCCAGGGAGGCGGUGGAGUUUGGCAUCGAAGGUCUCUAGAGCCAGGCUGGGUGGACGUAGCUCUGGACUGUCACAGGUCUAUUUGAUUCUCCCUUGGUGCUGAGACUAGGUGACCACUUGAAGUUCCUCCCCACCAUAUUUUUUUUAAUAACUUACAUGAAACAUAGUAUUUUAGGAUCUGCGUCUGGACCAAUCCUGAGCUGGUUCAUAGAGCGCUCCAUUCCCCCUUCCUUCCUCCUCCUCCUCCUCCUCCUCCAUUGAUGGGCCCCACAGGGACUUGUCAGCACUCUGGGCACCGCGUGGUCCCCCCUUCGCUCUGUGGCUGGGGUCGAGCAAACUCCUUUGUGGAUGCUUCUGUGGCUGUGGGCACGUGGGCAGAGCCCGUGGGCUUGAAGCCAAAGGAGGGAGAGGCUGGCUCACAGCGCGCUGCUGAAGGGAUGGCCAACGUGGGCCACCCCAUAGCAGAAUCCAGAGCCCACAGAGCAGAGCAGCCAUGGGACUCGUAGCCAGCCGACCAACCCGCCGCUUGGGCUUCCCCUCACCAGUCAUGGGGAAUAAUGUUACUAUGGCAAGGGAAUUUUUUUUUUUUUCUAAACCUGAUAUAUAGAAUACAUAUAUAUAUUUACACAUUUUUAUUGAAAAUGGAAGUUUUAUUACAGAAACUCAGUCUAGGGUCAGGGAAGUAGAUUUAGAGUCUCUAUUAGAGGUAGGAUUGACAUGAACGUUUAUUUCUUUUUACUGCUUAAUGAAGUAUGUGAACUAAAUCUGACGAUUGUUUUCCACUAUAAGAUAUUCUGGGACACGGGUCUUAUAACAGUAGCAGCAAUGUCAUGUAUGUUUUAUGAAACUGAUUUUUUUGGUUUUGCCUGCUGUUUUUUAAUUGAAAAAUGUAUUUUAAGCCAAGCUAUUAAAUUUUAUAUGUUCAUUUCUAA
This is a messenger RNA of Calidris pugnax (ruff), 5105 nucleotides long. It is a transcript of the gene GRHL1, whose product is annotated as grainyhead-like transcription factor 1. The record is from RefSeq and is a predicted model, not a curated record. Gene Ontology annotation, cellular component: nucleus. Gene Ontology annotation, biological process: regulation of transcription by RNA polymerase II. Bases 16 to 1932 code for a protein of 638 amino acids. Lineage: Eukaryota; Metazoa; Chordata; Aves; Charadriiformes; Scolopacidae. The transcript has 16 exons. Gene Ontology annotation, molecular function: DNA-binding transcription activator activity, RNA polymerase II-specific; RNA polymerase II cis-regulatory region sequence-specific DNA binding.